Messenger RNA from Pollicipes pollicipes, 3436 nucleotides. It is a transcript of the gene Hs2st, whose product is annotated as Heparan sulfate 2-O-sulfotransferase. Gene Ontology annotation, cellular component: membrane. Gene Ontology annotation, molecular function: heparan sulfate 2-sulfotransferase activity. NCBI's taxonomy places the organism in Eukaryota, Metazoa, Arthropoda, Thecostraca, Pollicipedomorpha, Pollicipedidae. The record is from RefSeq and is a predicted model, not a curated record.
GCUCCGAGAUUAGGCAUGGUUUCCGUGGGACCGCGGUUCUUCGCGCUCCUUGUUGUGUCAGUGUUUCUGUUCUACUUAACAGUGAUACAUUACGAAAACCGCUUGGCGUCACUUCAGUCCCGUCUAGCCUAUGUUGAACGCCACAUGUCAUCACCACCGGAGAGCUUUCCUAGAGACGAAACUAUUGUCAUUUACAACAGAGUGCCAAAGACUGGUUCUACCACAUUCAUGGGCAUCGCCUAUGACCUGUGCGUGCGCCAUAACUACAAUGUCAUUCAUCUCAACACCUCGAAGAAUGCUCACGUCAUGUCCUUCGUUGACCAGGUAGAGUUCGCGAAGAACAUCACGUCAUGGAAGAGCCGACUGCCGGCGCUGUACCACGGACACAUCGCCUUUAUCGACUUCGCCACGCUGGGGCUCAGUCAGCGGCCGGUCUACAUCAACCUGGUGCGGCGGCCGCUGGACCGGCUGGUCUCGCACUACUACUUCUUGCGCUACGGCGACGACUUCCGGCCGCACCUGGUCCGCAACAGGGCCGGCAACACAGAGACGUUCGAUGACUGCGUUAAGCUGAAGCACUCUGACUGCAACCCCCACCUGAUGUGGAUGCAAGUGCCGUUCUUCUGCGGAAUGAUGGCGUUUUGUUGGGAGCCUGGGAGCCGCGAGGCGCUGGAGCACGCCAAGUAUAACCUGGCGCACCACUACCUGCUGGUGGGCACCACCGAGCGGCUGGAGGAUUUUGUGGCAUUGCUGGAGGCAAUCAUGCCCGACAUGUUCGCCGGCGCCGGCCGCUCCAUGGAACGCGUGGGAAAGUCACACUUGCGAAGGACACAGAAGAAGAAGGAGCUUCCGACAGGAACGAAGCAGAUUAUCCGCCAGUCGGAAGUGUGGCAAGUUGAGAACGAGUUUUAUGAGUUCGUCCAGGAGCAGUUCAACUUUGUGAAGCAUAAGACAAUGACGUCAGUGGGCGGCAAGCUGACGCCACUGCAGCGCGGCUACCACUACGAGAAGCUCCGUCCCAAGUAGCGGCAGGACUGGCGGGUGGAGCGAGGUGGUGGCCGCUGGCCAGCCGGCGGCGCCUCCCCCCGGUCCCGGGUCAGCGGGCCGGCGGCGGCGAGACACGGGCCCCGAGCAGGCAUCAAACGACGCCAGACGACGGCCGCACGGGCAGAGCUGCCGCGGGCUGGUCACGGAUAGGGUGUCGGUGGAGAAUGGACGGCCGGCCCUCAGGAGGGCCGUGUGGGCGCCGUGUUUGGGACCUGAGGUUCCAAAAUGUGAUGAAGGCGCUGGUUUGGAGUGGAUUCGGUAUGGCGAAUUUUGUCUUCCACUCACGUGUUAUCGUCGCGUGGCCCAAGGGUUUUUCCAGACGUUUACUACAGUCAUCAGUAGCUUAUAUAUUUAUCACACAGGAAGACAUAAUAAUAUGCCAUUUCUCGUGCAUGGGUGUACUUGUGUGAAGUUAUUCUUCUAGCCUACCGCCUUUUUAUAGCCCUAUUUUCCUUGUUUCGUUGCAGCAUAUUAGUUAUUCGAACUUGGUGUGCAAGGUUCGACUCAUUUUUUAAAAAAAAACAAAUCAACAUUUUCAUGUGAUGACAUUACGCACGCCGACAUUGCGAUGUUGGCAUUUCGGAACGUUUUUGACCGUGCUACCGUGACACGCGUCUGCUUAGUUAGCCUCUGGGUCAGACGCCGUUGAAGACACCUUUUGUGACUGAGUGCGUUCAUCGUCAACGGAUGUGACAGCGCGUGGCCACUGUUGGAGCACGCGCUGAUGGGUUAUGCGUUUAGAUAACGCGCUUUGAGACAACAGCAUCUAUCGGACCCUUACCGCAGCCAGUGUGCUCGUCACCGUGCAGACCAACAGGGUUUAGCUGAUCCACGCUUGGGAGGAGGACACACAGGGGCAUUGUUUCUGUCGAAUAUGGCACUGCCAUGUAUGAUCUGCUCACGUCGGUCGGUGUCCAUCGUGUCGGACUCCCGACAUGGGUUCCGGUUGUGCCAUGCAGUGAAGCACGUCAUCAUGAUCCGCCCAUAAUAGGUUCCAGCAGGUUUCGUUUUUACCGCCCUCGUAACCAGCCUCGCCCGGUUAUACCAGCAAAAUGCGUUGAUCUGGUAGCACAGGCUAGCGAUGUGUUCAUGAUAUCCGUCGUGUCAGAAUGUCGUGAUAGGGGCUGGAGAUGCGCCUAACUGGCGCUGUCGUGGCGCCUAGGUCGGCUGGUGUCGCGCUUGAUUCAUAUUUGUCUGCAGAUGAGUGCAGUUUGAGUCAUGAUGUCAUGUUGGUGUUCUCUUAGUGUUGGACCUCUUCCAGGAUGUGCUUGGUUGUAGCCAACAAACGCAUGUUCGGUUGCGCUUGUACUUACAGAAUACUCCGUCAGGGUCAUUUCCUGUGAGUUUAGGUAAUGUUUCAAUUUUACAAUCAAAGACAUUAGUCAUGCUCCUCAAAAAUCCUUGUAUGUAUACAGAGAAUGCGUGGCGACAGCAUAUUUAUGAUGCUGCCGACAACCAGUAGACGAGUUCGGGUUAUCUUGGAUAUGAAAAGCUGUCCACCUGCUCGGCGCCGCGUACAAACAUGCCAGACCUGAACUCCGAGGUGCCGCUGGAAGACGGCAAACAUUAAACGGUUGUGUACCAAGGGGCCCUUUUCCCGGAUCUGUUCGACACCGAGCACAUAAAAUUAUCGGACAAAUAUAAAUACAUCCUGGUGUAGUGCAUCAUUAAGAGAUGGCGGUUGGGGUGCCGCCAAGUGAAGGUGGGUAACAUCCGUGAUAACGAAUCUCGAGUCUAGCGGCGGCGCUGCUGACGGCGCCGCUGGGGCGGCGCUGACACACCGUAAAGCUCCAUCUCGUGACGCGCGUGUCUGAGUGCGUGUGCGUGUGCAUAUUUAUAGCUGUGCUGUUGCGGGGCCCGCGUGCCCCUGUGGGCGGCGGUCGGCCGGAGCCGGCCAGCACGUGCCGGCGGCGGCGGCGCGGGUCUUGACCCUGGCCGGCCGCCGGCCGUGCGGCUGCACCGCUCUAUUUAUAGGCCCUCACGUCUGUGGCCGUCUCGCACGGGCGCGUCGCGGCCAGCCAGCCACGCGGUGUGCCGCACGUGCGCUCCGCGGCUGGGCGCCGCUGCCGACUGCGGGGAGGUGGGCCGCACUAGCCCCCGACGCCGAUCGCACGUGGUGGCGGAACAUCGGCCGGCGCCGGCGGGGCUAUCGCCUCACCUUGCGCGGCGUGUGACGCUCGUGUGACAGCCUGCCUGGUGCCGGGCGCCUCACCGACCGGUGUUGGGAGCAGUGCGGCGCUCAAUUGCUGUAGGCUUUCGGGCGCGGAUUCAGCCCACGACAUGAUAGAUGGCUGUUAUGUGCAGACGCUUCUGUUGUGUGCGGUAAGGCCUGCUUGGUGACGAAAGCAUGCCCCAUGAAGACGCUUUAAUACACAUGUUUUCGUCAGCG